This is a messenger RNA of Mugil cephalus (flathead mullet), 2160 nucleotides long. It is a transcript of the gene cdc45, whose product is annotated as CDC45 cell division cycle 45 homolog (S. cerevisiae). Lineage: Eukaryota; Metazoa; Chordata; Actinopteri; Mugiliformes; Mugilidae. The coding region runs from base 177 to 1877 and encodes 566 amino acids. The transcript has 18 exons. Gene Ontology annotation, biological process: mitotic DNA replication preinitiation complex assembly; double-strand break repair via break-induced replication; DNA replication initiation. Gene Ontology annotation, molecular function: chromatin binding; single-stranded DNA binding; DNA replication origin binding. Gene Ontology annotation, cellular component: DNA replication preinitiation complex. The record is from RefSeq and is a predicted model, not a curated record.
GUGCAGAUUUGGCGCCACAUUUUCAACGAGGAACAGUUCGCAGUAAAAAGCAAAUAGACAGAAAGAAAGAAAAGGUCCCGGUUUGACAGCGCGGUACAAUAACGCAUUGUCCGUGCGGCUUUAGGAUUAUUUUAUCAAGCGUUUCUCAUCUUAGACGUUUUAAUCGUUUUUCGACGAUGUUCGUGACGGACAUAAGGAAGGAUUUUUAUGAAGUCGUUGCCAACCAGAGAGUCGCACUCCUGGUGGCAGCGGACAUCGACGCACUGUGCGCCUGUAAGAUACUACAGGCGUUGUUUCACUGUGACCAGAUCCAGUACACACUUGUGCCGGUUACAGGCUGGCAGGACCUUGGCACUGCCUUCCUCGAACACAAAGAGCAGUUUCGAUACUUCGUUCUCAUCAACUGUGGGGCAAAUGUCGACCUGCUGGAGAUGCUGCAGCCGGACGAUGACUCCAUCUUCUUCAUCUGUGACACUCACCGGCCUGUUGAUGUGGUCAACGUCUACAACGACACCCAGAUAAAGCUGCUAAUCAAACAGGAUGAUGACCUGGGCGUGCCCUCGUAUGAUGACAUAUUUCGAGACGAGGAGGACGAGGAAGGAGAUUCUGGGAAUGAGAGCGAUGACGGAUCCGAGCCGUCUGGAAAACGGAGGAGAUUUGAUGAAGGAACCUUCGAGAGGAGAAUUGAAAGACGCCGGGAGAGGAGGGAGUGGGAGGCUCGAAGGAGGGAAAUCUUGUUUGACUAUGAGCAGUAUGAAUACCAUGGAACCUCUGCUGCUAUGAUGUUUUUUGAGCUUGCGUGGGUUUUGACUAAAGACACCAAGGACAUGCUCUGGUGGGCCAUCAUUGGACUGACAGACCAGUGGGUCCAUGAUAAAAUCACACAUAUGAAGUACGUCACAGACAUCGCCACGAUGCAGCGACACGUUUCGCGGCAUAAUCACCGCAACGAGGAUGAGGAGAACUCAAUCUCCAUCGACUGUAUGAGGAUCUCCUUCGAAUACGACUUGCGUCUGACUCUGUACCAGCACUGGUCUCUGUAUGAGAGCAUUUGUAAUUCCUGUUACACUUCCUGCAGCUUCAAGCUUUGGACCUUAAAUGGACAAAAGAAACUCCAGGAGUUCUUGGCCGACAUGGGGCUUCCCCUGAAACAAGUUCGACAGAAGUUUAAUUCUAUGGACAUGUCAAUCAAAGAGAACCUGAAGGAAGUCAUUGAAGAGUCCUCCAAUAAAUACGGUAUGAAGGACAUCCGCAUCCAGACGUUCGGCGUUCACUUCGGCUUCAAGAACCGUUUCCUGGCCAGCGACAUGGUUCAUGCUACAGCCGCCUUGCUGGAGAGCACGGAGAAAGACGACAGCGACAACUUCAUCAAGGCUCUCGACUCCCUCUCCAGGAGUGACCUGGACAGUCUACAUUCAGGCAUCGACCUGGCUAAGAAGAAGCUGAUGGCGAUUCAACAGACUGUGGCCAGCUGCAUCUGCACGAAUCUCAUCCUGUCACAGGGACCCUUCCUCUACUGCUACCUCAUGGAGGGAACCCCUGAUGUGAAGCUCUUCUCAAAGCCCAUGGCCUUGACUCUGCUCUGCAAGUACCUCCUGAAGGCCUUCGUCCAUUCGACGAGGAAUAAACGCUGCAGGCUGCUUCCUCUCAUCAUGGCUGCACCCAAGGACGUGGAGAAGGGAACUGUCAUCGUUGUGGGGAUCCCACCAGAGUCUGAGACGUCGGACAAAAAGAAUUUCUUUGGUCGAGCAUUUGAGAAAGCUGCAGAGAGCACCAGCUCCAGAACUCUUCACGACCACUUUGACACCUCCAUAAUUGAACUGAAGGCUGAGGACAGAAGCAAGUUUCUGGACGCACUCAUCACUCUCCUCUCAUGAGAAAACGAGACCAAGUCAGACCUGCAGCUGUAAAAUAGACGAGACUGAAAUCUUAUCAGUCAGGUCAGACAUGUGUCAGUAUGAAUUUUAUACAUGUUUCUGUUUUUAAAUGGUUUAAUAUGUUUUUUUUGUGUGUGUGUGUGUGUGUGUAUAUUGUACAGUCUCUUUGUAAAUGUGUGGAAGUGCUUUUUCUUGUUUUUAAAUUCCUGUCUUUUAAUUCUUACUGUGUAUGUGUGUAGUUCUUAUUACAUUUUCAACGUGUUUAAUAAAUUGUUUUAAAUGA